Molecule: messenger RNA, 2784 nt
Organism: Bombina bombina (fire-bellied toad)
Lineage: Eukaryota; Metazoa; Chordata; Amphibia; Anura; Bombinatoridae
Gene: NKRF
Product: NFKB repressing factor
Exons: 3
Coding region: 24-2552 (842 amino acids)
Cellular component (GO): nucleoplasm; nucleolus
Molecular function (GO): nucleic acid binding
Source: RefSeq, a predicted model, not a curated record
CCGCUACCCAUUGGUGAUGGAUCAUGGCCUCCUGGAGGCAACGGAGCUCUAGUCUGAUGGAGGGAGAGCAGAAGCCAUUGUCCCUGGAAGAUUUCCGCCAGUACCACGAGAGUGACAAGCACUGGGAUGCCCGCAAGCAGUUUCUCGACAGGCAUCUGCACCUUUACACUGGCAGCAAACUAGACCAGCUAAUUGCCCUGUCUGUUGUGUGGAGUAAUAUCGUCUUCAUUGGCAAUCGAUAUGGAGAACAACUUACCCAAAAAGUAUUUCAGAUGGGGGAAGGAAUUGACAUUGGCGAGGUACCAUCUUAUGAACUUGUACCUGGUGCAAAGGCAUCUAAAAGACCAAGUACUUCAGAACAUGAUGAACAGCCUCUGAAGAAGAUUGGGCCAAGGUUUGGCUCUCGGCUCCGAUUUGAACCUAUGCGUUUUGUAGCCAGUACCACUGAAGAAGACAGCCCCGUUACUGAAACCAAUAAUGAUUUGGAAAGCCUAGAACAGAUUCCACAUGAUGACAUUCAGGCUUCAAACAGUCUAUCAGAGUCUUACAAUACAUUUGUAAAUGCUCAUAAUAUGUAUGAUAAUGUUACACAUGAGGAUUCAGAAUUCCAGGAUAAUCCUGGUUAUGUUUAUGCACCUGAUGACCAAAACAGAGGUGAGUUGAGUCAUGCUCAUGCGCCUGAUGAACAAAACAGAGGUGAGUGGAGUCAUGCUCAUGCGCCUGAUGAUCAAAACAGAGGUGAGUGGAGAAAAUUUAUGACAAAAAUGGAGCAAGAUUAUUCUGCAAAAUUUGAUUCUCAUUGUUCAGCACAGUCUGAAGAUUUUCGUUCCAAUGUCCUUGACACAUGGACAGGUGUAAACAAACAGGGAAGGAAAGGUAUUGGCUUUAAAAAAACACCUAAAAGCGCAGACGGAUUCCCUUCUAGAGGUGUUGAAAGAGGCGUGGAUAUUAGCUGCAACAGUUUAUCAGGACGUCCAGCUAAUAAUCUAGAUAAACAAGCUUUUAUCAAUAAACUUUCUGCUGUAAUAAUGCGAAAUAUUUCAAACUCUACAAUGAAUACUGACACCAAAAGAAUUAACUACACAUUUUUGUUAUCUCACAGUAUUCAGGAGUGUAAGACAAAUCCAGUAUAUAAUUAUGUACCUUUAAAGGAUAUUCAUCCAACUGAUCUCCCAAAAAACAAAAAGUUUCCUAUUGAUGGCUACGCUUGUGAGGUGCGAUGCCAGGACAUUUACUUGGCCACUGGUUACUCUGGCAGUAAAAAUGGUGCACGUGACCGAGCGGCUGAGAAUGCUAUAAAAGUGUUACAACAACGUCUUGAAGUUGUAACAGUUAACAGGAAGUUUGGACAUACCUAUCGUGAGGAUUUGGUAGUGUGUCCUGUUGAUUCAUCCAUUAUGGAAUUCCCACCUGGACUUAAGCAUCAAGAUGAUUCUCAUGGUAGUGAUGGGACAGGAUCUGCAAGGCAAGUUUCUGAUCCAUUAAAAGGAAGUAUAAUGUCUAAACCCUGGACAGAGUUCAUCCUCACAGAAAAUGCCAGUGAUGCUAUAUGUAUCUUAAAUAACUCUGCUACUUUUAACAAAAUGGUGGUUGACUAUCAGUACGAUAUGAUGCCUAACAAUACAUGGAGGUGUAGAGUAUUUGUGCAGGAUCACUGCAUAUCUGAAGGAUAUGGAAAUAAAAAGAUCAGUAAACAUGCAGCAGCUGAGGCAGCUGUGGAAAUCCUCAAGCAGAUGCAGCCUCAUAUGCAAAAGUCCAGCUUUUCUCAAUACAUUAGUCGUGGUCCAAUAAAAGAAAUGAAUGAUAUUGUUCUUUAUGAAAAUUCGUCCAAUCCGGUAUGUACUUUAAAUGAUACAGCUCAGUUCAACAAAAUAACCAUAGAGUAUGUGUUUGAGAGGAUGAACAGCAUUGAUUGGAAGUGCAAGGUGUUUAUGGAGCAACAGUUUAUAGCUGAAGCAGUUGGAGCAAAGAAAACGGUAAAACAUGAAGCGGCACAGGCGGCUGUGUUAGUUCUAAAGGAAACGCAGCCUGUGAUGGUUAACAACUUGAAGAAAGGUCCUAUAGAAGAUGCUAUUUCAAGACGACAGAUCUGUGGGUUAUCUUCUAAAGAGGCGUAUAAACAGCAGAUAAAAGAAGAUAAUAUUGGGAAUCAGCUUCUACGAAAAAUGGGAUGGACAGGUGGAGGACUGGGAAGGGAGGGGGCAGGAAUUGCAGAGCCAAUUUCUGUAAAGGAGCAGUUUAGUAGAGAAGGUCUUGGUUUAGGUUCGAACAAUGCUAAAAUCAAUAAGAGAGACAUUGAACAGAUUAUCAGGAACUAUGCUGCUUCAUAUAAUCAGGACGACCUUACUUUCGCUAAAGAACUUACUAACGAUGAACGAAAGCAUAUACAUCAAGUAGCUCAAAAAUAUGGCCUCAAGAGCAAAUCUCAUGGCCAGGGCACUGAAAGGUUUUUGGUAGUAAGCAGAAAAAGAAACAAAGAAGAUCUAAUUAAUCAACUUAGAGAAGAAGGGCAGGUUGGAUCGUAUGCGCUUGUCAUGCCUCAACAAAAGUAGCACAUUUCUUAUUGCUCAGCCCACAGAGACAUUUCUUUUAAACAACUGAAAUAUGUAUGUGAUCAACAGUGCAGUUUUAUGUUUAUAUUAUCUUCUAAAUAAAUAUCUUACCGUUUUUCUUGUAAUGUUUUUAUAAAUGUGUUUAUUACCUUGGUCCUCUUAACAUGAACAGUAUAUUUGUCACUCGCUGAAGAAGCCAAUUCACUAAUAAAAGCUCCUGCUUCCAGUGUAA